CAUCGCGGCAGUAGUGACGCUCUGUUUAUGGACGGGCCCAUCAAAGAAUGUUCGCAUUUUCCACUUUGCGGUGUUCGCCUCGUUCCAUAAUUCACUGCUUUGCUAACAUGGAAUAAUAUUUAGUGAGAGGUUUUCCGCGUGGAUCGAGGGAGUGAAAGGAGUGGAGAAGCAUCCGAGGGAAAGUAACACACAGCUCAGGUUUGCCUCGCUUUUUUUAUCUCGCUCGAUCUUUCCUUAAAAUUUUAUCUACGCGCGAAGACGUUCAUGCGGUGCUCCACGGAAAUAAGUGUUGCGAGGAGAUCUGUAAGCGAGAGAGAGGAUAAAGAAACCCAGGAAAAAAGGAUGAAAGCGAAAGAGAACUCCGCAGGAAAGUUACACGAGGAAAAGAACUUGCGACAAAAAGUCUUGGGUACGCUGCUGCUCCAUCCACUUACGUUUUUCCUCCUUUUGUGAUCAGGAAUAAAGAUACUGACGCUUUCUUCUUGAGGCACUACGAGUGUAUCGACUGGAAUACUUUCCGCAUCGCAGGCUGUAAACGAGAAAAAGUUUUCGCGUCUGGAAGAACGAGCAGGUCAGAUCACAAUGGACAUUGAAUUGAGUCGCCUCCGAGUUUAUCCGAGAGGAUCGGAGGAGCUUCCUGUCGGAAGGAAAGUGAUAGAUACGAAAAAAGUGAAGGGGCCUGAUUCGCAGCUGUACACGUCGAUAUGCCCGAUGGUUUAUGCGAUAAGAGUGUUCGGUCUCGCGCCUUACGAGUUCCACAACGAUAUGCUUGUACCGUCGAACAUAAAUUGCAUUUUUUCCUACGUGUGUGCUUGCAUCUACACGUACAUAAUAUAUACGAUCCUGGCGCGUUUCACAGGGAUAACGCGAGAGCAGCCGCUUCUCGAUUACACCGAAACUGGAAAGACGAUCUGCAACUACUGCAUGGCAAUGUGCAACAUCAUCGUGACGUUAUUCUCGAGAGAAAAAUUCGCAAAGGUCUGGAACACGAUCCAGGACUACGACGAGACCGUGAAAAACUUUGGCUACACAAGGAACGAGAACAGAGCAUUUUUAUGGUCGUGGAUCAUACUGAUCGGCAGUGUUAUCUUAUGGAGCACCAUAAGCCUGUCUGGUAUCGAUGCAUUCGCACAGCCUUGGACUGAAAACGUCGCUUACAUGAGCAUUUACGCUGGUACUUCACUCUCGGUAAUAAAGUUCUCCGGGAUCACGAUGCUGCUCGGUCAACGCUUCAAGCAUCUCAAUGAAAUCGCUAAAAAAAGCAACCCUGCUGGAACUCGACGGUGGCUGGGUAAUCCCGUGGUUGCUACGAAGGACGUCGAGCAACUUCACAACACUCUGAUGAACGCGAGCGAAUCCUUAAACACCCUGUACUCGGGCUCGCUCCUACUCUGGCUGGGAACCCUCACUUACUACGUCAUCAGCGCAAUUUUCUUCCUGCUUCAACGAGCGCUGUACUUCAAAUGGGAGCAUUUCACUUGGGAACACGCGGAAAGGAAAAUAUUGACUUGUCUGAUAUUGUGGACGUUGGCCUACCUCGCUCAGAUAAUUUUCCUCCUCUACGCCUGCCAUUUCACAUCUGAUGAGGCAAAUAGCACCGCUUAUAUUUUGAUGGCCUGGAAACGGUGGUUCAACACUUCAGGGUUCUCACGAGGUCGAUACGAGCGUGUGGAAACGUCGAUGCACCUGAUGAAUCGAAGACUAAACUUCGCUGCCGGAGGCUGUUUCUACGUGAAUUUACCGCUGUUGAGAUCGAUCACAACUCUGCUGGCAACGUAUUUGGUGAUACUCCUCCAAUUCCCAGAUUGAGCCACGAGCCCGAUAAAAGAGAGUUUGAAAUAAAUAUUUGUACACAAAAUUUUCAGGUCACUCAAUAAAUCGUGAAAAAUUGACGAAUGAAACGGAGGAACGUUGAUAAAUAUUUCACUGCUAUUUUUUCAUAAUUAUUUCGCUUUCACAAUAUUUUUCAAAAAAAAAAACAAAAUUUCGUUGUAUUCAAUUAAAAUCUUGCAAAUUCGCUUUGUCCUUGAGGAAGUAAAUUAUCGGAUCGCGAUGAUGGAACUUUUGCGCUAUCAAAGGGAACACGAGUUUCUUCAGUAUCCAAAUGAGUGAUUAUGAUAAACACGUAAAUAUAUAUGCCCUGUAGCGUUCCCUCAUGAUCCCACGUAAUUCCUUCCUGAUUGGUAUUGCGCUCUGCAUGGUCUCCAGGUUUAACGGCAAGGUAAUAUAGUUCGGAGUGAAAGGGAGUGAGGGCUGCGCGUGCACGAGACGUCUAGGAUCAAGACUGGAUUUACGAUCUUUGUGGAGAUGAAGGAGAAAAAGCUGCAACGACCCAGAGAGAUACGGAGAAUUUCGCUUCAACUCGUGGCGGCUCUACGCGUUUUCAAAUUAAUCUGAAAAAUACACGUGCAUAA
Molecule: messenger RNA, 2414 nt
Organism: Venturia canescens
Lineage: Eukaryota; Metazoa; Arthropoda; Insecta; Hymenoptera; Ichneumonidae
Product: putative gustatory receptor 28b
Exons: 7
Coding region: 583-1809 (408 amino acids)
Biological process (GO): male courtship behavior; chemosensory behavior; sensory perception of taste
Cellular component (GO): axon; neuronal cell body; dendrite
Source: RefSeq, a predicted model, not a curated record